This is a messenger RNA of Drosophila innubila, 2164 nucleotides long. RefSeq names its product organic cation transporter 1-like. The transcript has 4 exons. Gene Ontology annotation, cellular component: membrane. Gene Ontology annotation, molecular function: transmembrane transporter activity. The coding region runs from base 184 to 1827 and encodes 547 amino acids. Gene Ontology annotation, biological process: transmembrane transport. The record is from RefSeq and is a predicted model, not a curated record. Lineage: Eukaryota; Metazoa; Arthropoda; Insecta; Diptera; Drosophilidae.
CGGCUCACGUCAGCUGGCAGUACGUGCGUGGCAUCGGCUGAGAGCAGACGAACGGUUUGCAGUUGAGUUAUCGGUUUUCUAUUGCCCACAGCCCCCGCUAGACAUUGCCCCUCCACAUAUGGUUUGUAUAUGGAGACGGAACAUUGAAUCUCAAUCUGGUAUUUCACACGACUUGAAUUCAUUAUGGAUUUUGAUGAGAUUCUGGCCAAAUGCGGUAAUAGCCAUCGGUAUCAGUACCUUCUACUUGGACUGUACAGUUUAUUGAUGUUCGUCACAUCGAUGCACAACUUCUCACAGAAUGUGAUCAGUUUUGUGCCCGAUCACUGGUGUUACCACGAACAGCUGGAGAGUCGCAACUUCUCACAGAUCGAGGCUAUAUAUAAUCAGUUCGAGGAACCUUCAUGCACUCGUCUGACGACAAUCGAUUUGGAUGGAGGUAAUGCGACAAUCAGUAAUAAUCGAUGUGAUCGUUGGAUUUAUAACUAUGAUUAUGGUUUUCGAAGCAUGAAUACUGAGCUGAAUUGGGUCUGUGAUGCGGCCUAUAAAGCGCCGGUGGGACAAUCGUUCUUUUUUGUGGGUUCCAUGUGUGGAACGCUGAUCUUUGGAUUCUUGGGUGAUAAAAUUGGACGCAUUAAAGCUUUAAUAUUAGCUAAUUUGUGUGGCUUUUUUGGCGACUUCUCUACGAUCUUUACGGACAAUCUGAUAGCGUUUUGUAUUACCCGGUUUGUCUCGGGCUUAGCAAUUGAUGCUAACACCUAUCUCAUGUUUAUUCUUGUACUGGAAUAUGUUUCUCCCUCUAUGCGGAAUUAUGGCCUAAGCCUGAGCAUGGGUGUAUUUUAUUGCCUCGGCAUGAUUUGCUCCUCGUUGCUGGCUGUUUGGAUGGGACAUUGGCAGAAGUUUCUGGCUUGCUCCUCGAUGCCUUUACUCUUGGUCAUCCUUUUCUAUUUCCUGGUUCAGGAGAGUGCUCAGUGGUUGGUCACCAGAAAUGAUAUUGAUGGAGCUGUCACGCGAUUAAAGCGCGUGGCGAAGAUUAAUCGGCAAAGCAUAAGUGAAAGUGAUGUUAAUGCAUUCCGCAGUUAUUGCCAAAAGUCGCAGGAUAAAAAGCAGGAACAGGACAAGUUCCAGGACCUGCUUAAGAUGCCACAUUUACGAAAAACCUUCUUCAAAAUGCUGACCGUAUUCAUGAUCAUCACCGUCUGUUUCAACAUCAUGUCCCGCAAUGUGGAGGGUCUGGGCAUCUCGCCCUUCGUCAUGUUCUCGCUGUCCGCAUUGGCGUUGCCUUUUUCCGGAGUCGUUCAAGCCAAUAUUCUGAAUCGCAUUGGUCGAAAAGGAUCCACGGUCAGUGCAACAUUACUCACUGGAGUAUUUACAGCAGCCAGCGGAAUUGUGCUGUCAUUUUGGCAGGAUGCCAGCGUAAUUCUCCUGGUCACAUUGGCGCUCAUCUCUCGGUUCGGCGUUUCCAUUUGCUUUGGAUCUACGCUAUUGUUUUCCACCGAACUUGUGCCAACAUGUGUGAGAUCCCGUGCUUUAUCUUUGGCCCAUGUGGCUGGAGCGGCUGCCUCCCUUCUAUCGCCCUACAUUGCGUACUUGGGAACCAUUUACAAAGCAGCUCCUUCAAUUAUAUUGUGUUUGAUGUUCUUCAUCUGCGCUUAUGUUUGCCUUUUGCUGCCGGAGACCGCACACCGCAAGUUGCCCAUCACAUUAGCGGAGGGGGAGCAAUUGGGCAAAGGGGAUCGCAUGUUUGACUUCCUAAAAUCCUCAAAGACAAAAACGAAUGUCGAGGAAGAACUCGAAGCAAAUACAUGUCAGAAACUGAUGUCCUCAUAAAUAAUCUUAACUAUUACUAAGUAAGCUGCGGCAGCUUUAAUUUCUCUAUGUGAGGUAUGAUUAACUCAAGUAUGCCCUGUGUUCAAAUAUCAGUUUAAAUCACGCGCCAAACAGUCAAGAAACGUGAGAAUAUUUAUUGUUGAUAGUUACUCAGUAAUUUCCAUUUUAAAACAUUUUUGCAAAAUUGUUUUUACCUUAUUUACGUUUAUCAACAAUAUUUUUAAUUUUUUUUUCACUGCUUAUAAAACUGUGUAUACAAUUAGGGAAAUAUGUUCAUAAACUUUGUAGUGGUAAUAGGCUAUCAAUUGAAUACACUUGAAAGUUGAUUCCAAACACU